AUGGUUACAGCUGAAACAAGCCAAGAGGACUUUAUCAAGACCGUCUCUGAAGAAAUCGAAAAGGAACAUGGUAUUUGGGUAUUUGGUUAUGGUUCACUGAUUUGGAAACCACCUAUUCAUUAUGAAUCAAAAAAGGUUGGAUAUAUCAAAGGAUAUGUUAGACGAUUCUGGCAGCACAGUGAAGAUCACCGAGGCACACCAGAGAAGCCAGGUAGAGUGGUUACGUUAAUACCUUAUGACGAAUGGAAAAAUAUCGAAAGUGAAGGACAUGAUAAAGUAACUUGGGGUGUAGCGUUUAAAAUACCUUCAGAUGAUGUGGAAGCUACCCGGGCAUACUUGGAUCAUAGAGAAAAGAAUGGAUAUACUGUUCAUACUGUGGAUGUAUAUAGUUUAGAAGAUGAUCAAGUUCCUGUUGUGAAAAACGCCUUAGUAUAUAUUGCUACCACUGAUAAUGAAGCCUAUGUUGGGCCUGCACCGUUAGAAGAGAUGGCCAAACAGAUUUAUGAAACAUAUGGGCCCUCUGGAUGGAACGCAGAGUAUUUACUUAACCUGGCUGAAGCACUACGGGAAAUUUCACCCGGUGUUCGAGAUGAUCACGUAUUUGAAUUAGAAGCAUUAGUAAAAAAGUUAAUAGAUGAAAACAGCAAUCAAUAA
Molecule: messenger RNA, 654 nt
Organism: Rhizopus microsporus ATCC 52813
Lineage: Eukaryota; Fungi; Mucoromycota; Mucoromycetes; Mucorales; Rhizopodaceae
Product: ChaC-like protein
Exons: 6
Coding region: 1-654 (217 amino acids)
Biological process (GO): glutathione catabolic process
Cellular component (GO): cytoplasm
Molecular function (GO): gamma-glutamylcyclotransferase activity; glutathione specific gamma-glutamylcyclotransferase activity
Source: RefSeq, a predicted model, not a curated record